GCGACGCUGUGCCAACGGUAAAAUUUCACCCGAAAGGAGGACCACAACUCCCAGCAACCUUUGCUGCCGUGCGGGGGGUCUUCACGUUCUCGUGGCGCGGCGCAGGCGCUGUGGGUCUUCGGCGCGGACCGCGCAGACUGAAUAAUAAAAGGGGAGCGGCGAAGAGGCAGGAAGACAGGACCAUGUCGAAGGGCCCCGGGCCCGGCGGCUCGGCAGCUUCCUCGGCGCCCCCGGCCGCUACCGCUCAGGUGCUGCAGGCACAGCCCGAGAAACCGCAGCACUACACGUACCUGAAGGAGUUCCGCACAGAGCAGUGCCCGCUCUUCGUGCAGCACAAAUGCACACAGCAUCGGCCCUACACCUGUUUCCACUGGCACUUUGUGAACCAGCGUCGCCGCCGCUCCAUCCGCCGGCGGGAUGGCACCUUCAACUACAGUCCAGAUGUCUACUGCACCAAGUACGACGAGGCUACAGGCCUCUGCCCAGAGGGCGACGAGUGCCCAUUCCUGCACAGGACCACAGGGGACACUGAACGCAGGUAUCACCUCCGUUACUAUAAAACUGGAAUCUGCAUCCAUGAGACAGACUCAAAAGGCAACUGCACCAAAAAUGGCCUGCACUGCGCUUUUGCCCACGGCCCGCAUGACCUCCGCUCCCCUGUUUACGACAUCAGGGAGCUCCAGGCCAUGGAGGCCUUGCAGAAUGGCCAGACUACAGUAGAGGGCAGCAUAGAGGGCCAGUCAGCUGGGGCGGCAAGCCAUGCCAUGAUAGAAAAAAUCCUCAGUGAGGAGCCCCGGUGGCAAGAGACUGCUUAUGUGCUGGGGAACUACAAGACGGAGCCGUGCAAGAAACCCCCUCGGCUGUGCCGCCAGGGCUAUGCCUGUCCCUACUACCACAACAGCAAGGACCGGCGCCGGAGUCCUCGGAAGCACAAAUACAGGUCAUCUCCAUGUCCAAACGUCAAGCAUGGGGACGAGUGGGGAGACCCUGGCAAGUGUGAAAACGGAGACACCUGUCAGUAUUGUCACACUCGCACAGAGCAGCAGUUCCACCCCGAGAUCUACAAGUCCACCAAGUGCAACGACAUGCAGCAGUCCGGCAGCUGUCCCCGAGGACCUUUUUGCGCCUUUGCCCACAUAGAACCGCCACCCUUAAGUGAUGAUGUGCCGCCUUCCUCAGCCGUAUCCAGCCCUACCCAGCCGGGUCCAGUUUUGUACAUGCCAUCUGCUGCCGGAGACUCGGUCCCUGUGAGCCCCUCCAGCCCGCAUGCCCCUGACCUCAGCGCCCUCCUCUGUAGGAGCAGUGGCCUGGCCAGUCCACCUCACCUCUGCAGCUCCCCACCUGGCCCCAGCCGGAAGACCUCAAACCUGGAGGGCCUGGUCUUCCCUGGGGAGGCCAGCCUCGCCCCUGGCAGCUAUAAGAAAGCUCCUGGCUUCGAGAGGGAAGACCAGGUCGGGGCGGAGUACCUGAAGAAUUUCAAGUGCCAGGCUAAAUUAAAACCCCAUUCGCUAGAGCCCAGGAGCCAAGAGCAGCCUCUGCUUCAACCCAAACAGGACGUGCUGGGCAUCCUCCCUGUGGGCAGCCCCCUGACUUCCAGCAUCUCUUCCAGUAUUACCUCCAGCUUGGCAGCCACUCCCCCCAGCCCUGCAGGCACCAGCAGCGCCCCUGGCAUGAAUGCAAAUGCUCUGCCCUUCUACCCAACCAGCGACACGGUAGAGUCGGUCAUAGAGUCUGCCUUGGAUGACCUGGACCUGAAUGAGUUUGGAGUAGCAGCCCUGGAGAAGACUUUUGAUAACAGCACAGUGCCCCACCCCAGCAACAUCACAAUCGGCGGCAGUUUGUUGCAGAGCUCCGCGCCUGUGAACAUCCCUGGCUCCUUAGGCAGCUCAGCCUCCUUCCGCUCUGCUUCUCCAUCCCCUCCCGUCAGCCUCUCCUCACAUUUCCUGCAGCAACCCCAGGGCCACUUGAGUCAGUCAGAAAACACAUUUUUGGGGACCUCAGCGUCACAUGGAUCUUUGGGUCUGAACGGGAUGAACAGCAGCAUCUGGGAGCAUUUUGCCUCUGGAAGCUUCUCCCCAGGCACUUCCCCUGCCUUCCUAUCAGGGCCAGGGGCUGCUGAGCUGGCCCGGCUUCGGCAAGAGCUAGAUGAAGCUAACGGCACCAUCAAGCAGUGGGAGGAGUCCUGGAAGCAGGCCAAGCAGGCUUGUGAUGCCUGGAAGAAGGAAGCCGAGGAGGCCGGAGAGCGGGCCAGCGCAGCUGGAGCAGAGUGUGAGUUGGCCCGGGAGCAGCGGGAUGCCCUGGAGCUGCGGGUGAAGAAACUGCAGGAGGAGUUGGAGCGGCUGCACACAGUGCCAGAAGCCCAGACCCUGCCAGCGGCCCCUGACCUGGAGGCGCUCUCCCUCUCCACCCUGUACUCCAUCCAGAAGCAACUGCGGGUCCACCUGGAACAAGUGGACAAGGCUGUGUUCCACAUGCAGUCAGUGAAAUGCCUUAAGUGUCAGGAGCAGACCCGGACAGUGCUGCCGUGCCAACACGCUGUGCUGUGUGAGCUCUGUGCUGAGGGCAGUGAGUGCCCUGUCUGCCAGCCCGGCCGGGCCCAUGCCCUCCAGUCGUGACCCUGCAGACCAGGCCCAGGUGGGCCUAGACCUUUUCACCUAGGACUUUUUAAAGUAUAUAUAUGUAUGUAUGUAUGUAUGUACGUAUGUAUGUAUAUGUAUAUGAUUAUGUACAUGUAUACAUUUGUGUGCAGGUGUGCGUGGUGCCAGCGUGUGCACAGUGUCUGUGUGUAUAUCUGGACAUAGAUAUAGACACACACUUUAAAACAGACUUACCAAGCACUUUUUAAAGAAGAAACUAUUUUGCAGUCCUCUCCUGUCCCUUCCCCAUCCUUUCUGCUCAAAGACAACGUCCCUCUUUUCCCACUGGCCUUUUGACAGUGGAUAUGUUUUUGUCUCUUUUUUUAAUGUAGGAACUAACUAUUUUAACUUCUUCCUGGGGCCAGAGCAGGGAAGGAUGGGAAGCCGGAAGAGUAGGCCGGCUCUGUUCAUCCUGCCUUUCCGGGCCAGGGUCUGUCGGCCUGGACUCAGGCCCCGCCUUCCUAGCUGUGAGGGCUUCAGGCAGGUCUGAAACUCUAAACCAGACUAGCUCCUGGGUUUACCAAAUAUGUAUUUAACUCUGGGGACAGCCACAGAGCAGGAGGCCGAAGCUACAGGCUAGCCCCACUCCCACACCUGGGCCCUUGAAGCUCCUCAAGGGUCAAGAUCUAGUUCUGUCCCUCGGGAUCUUGAAGCCUGGGCUUCUCCUUGAUCAUUUCCUUCUGGAAUCCCUACAGUAGCCUCUUUGACCCCACAGUCACUUGUCAGGUUGGCACUGCCCUCACCUGUCCCUGCCUCCUUCCCUCGGGCACACGGCUGUGGAGCCGGCAAGCUCCUUCCCUCUGGCAGCUAGCAGGGCGAUUGUUGGGAGGAGUGCAGCGUGAGGACCAAGGGGCACAGGCCCUGCCCUUCUUGCUGGGAGGAGGUAGUAUGCAUUCCUUGGUGCUCUUUGAGUGCAGCUGACGUACUGCCGUUCUGGGCAGACGCCUGUGUGCAUGUGUGUGCGUGCCUGUCUGAUGUAUAUUGUGUUUAGCUUCAAUUUUAAAAAUUGUUCUGUACAGAGAUGCAGUGAAUCGGGAAAGCAGAGUGGGCAGAGGGAGGCAGCCCUGCUCCCAGUACUGGGUGUCCAGAGGGCUCAAGAGGGCUUCGAAGAAUCCGCCCCAGCAUAGGCCCCUCCCUUGGGCUCAGCACGAAAGGGCUUUCAAUGAAUUAAGUGAAAACUUUUUCUUUUUUUACAAAAAUGAAAAAAAUCAACAAACUUAUUGAAAAUAAACUAUCAACUUGCA
Rattus rattus (black rat) is the source of this 3880-nucleotide messenger RNA. It is a transcript of the gene Unk, whose product is annotated as unk zinc finger. Gene Ontology annotation, biological process: cell morphogenesis involved in neuron differentiation. The coding region runs from base 183 to 2615 and encodes 810 amino acids. Gene Ontology annotation, molecular function: metal ion binding; mRNA CDS binding. The transcript is spliced from 16 exons. NCBI's taxonomy places the organism in Eukaryota, Metazoa, Chordata, Mammalia, Rodentia, Muridae. The record is from RefSeq and is a predicted model, not a curated record.